CCUAAGUUGUCCCCCACCCCCAUUCUUCUGCUGUCACAGCCUCCUAUGCCACGCUGCCAUGGGGAAAGUAAUUGCUCCAGUUUCUGUCGGCAGGGCAGGUUCUGGUCUCGCACACCCCGAGGAAAGACUGUAACUUGGAGAUGACAUGAUAAUGGUACCUGUUCAAAACGCUGAGGAGCCUAGCCGGCUGUGCCAGAAAAUGAGAGCAGCCGAGAGUGACGGCAACGACAGCCCGGGCGGCGCUCGGCGGCAGCUUCCCGCUCCAAGAGGAUGUGGAAUGUUUACUUUCCUCACAUCUGUCACUGCCGCUGUCAGUGGACUCCUGGUGGGUUAUGAACUUGGGCUCAUCUCUGGGGCCCUUCUGCAAUUAAGCGGCUUAUUAGCCUUGUCUUGCCGACAGCAGGAAAUGGUUGUGAGUUCUCUACUCAUUGGGGCCUUCCUGGCAUCUCUCACAGGAGGAUUCCUGAUAGACAGAUAUGGGAGAAGAAUUGCUAUCAUUUUGUCAUCCUGCUUACUUGGGUUGGGCAGCUUGGUUCUGAUCCUGAGUUUCUCCUAUCCAGUUCUUAUUGUAGGACGAAUUACCAUAGGAGUUUCCAUAUCCCUGUCUUCCAUUGCCACCUGUGUCUAUAUCGCAGAGAUUGCUCCACAGCACAGAAGAGGACUUCUUGUAUCAUUGAAUGAACUUAUGAUUGUAAUUGGCAUUCUCCUUGCCUAUAUUUCAAAUUACGCAUUUGCCAAUGUUUUCCAUGGUUGGAGGUACAUGUUUGGUCUUGUUAUUCCACUGGGAGUUUUGCAGGCCAUUGCAAUGUACUUUCUUCCACCCAGCCCUCGAUUCUUAGUGAUGAAAGGGUAUGAUGAAGCUGCUAGCAAAGUUCUAGGAAGAUUAAGAGUCAUCUCAGAUACUACUGAAGAACUUACUGCAAUAAAAUCUUCCUUGAAAGAUGAACACCAAUACAGUUUCUGGGAUCUUUUUCGGUCAAAGGACAACAUGAGGACCAGAAUACUAAUAGGCCUCACAUUGGUUUUUUUUGUGCAAAUCACAGGACAACCAAACAUUUUAUUUUAUGCAUCAACUGUCUUAAAAUCUGUUGGGUUUCAGAGCAAUGAAGCAGCCAGCCUUGCCUCCACUGGAGUUGGAGUUGUCAAAGUAAUCAGCACUAUUCCAGCUACCCUUUUUGUGGACCAGGUUGGGAGCAAGACUUUUCUGUGCCUUGACUCAGUGAUGGCAGCCUCCUUGGUCACUAUGGGUCUUUUGAAUCUUAAGAUCCAUAUCAAUUCUACCAGUAUCUGCAGAAGUCAUAAUCCUAUCAACCACUCCCUAGAAGACUUGACUUUUUAUGAACAAGGAAAGUUGCCAGUUAGCAACAAUAGUCUCAAAGAACUGCUCAUGGGGAUUACUCCAAACAGCAAGAGCUCACUAAUGUCCAUCAGAAGUGACAGUGAAAGGCAAGGGGAGCUGACCUGGGCAUCUGUGCCAAGUGUUGGAACCUCUAGACCAAGCCCAACACAGCAUCAGGAAAUGGGCCCAGACGAAGUCCCAGAGUAUUUGAAAUGGCUCUCCUUGGUCAGCUUACUUUUUUAUGUUGCUGCUUUUUCCAUAGGUCUUGGACCAAUGCCCUGGCUGGUGCUCAGUGAAAUUUUUCCUGGUGGAAUUAGAGGAAGAGCAAUGGCUUUAACUUCUAGCAUGAACUGGGGCAUCAAUCUCCUUGUCUCACUGACAUUUUUGACUGUAACUGAACUUAUUGGCCUGCCAUGGGUGUGCUUUAUUUAUACAAUAAUGAGUCUAGCUGCACUAGUGUUUGUUGUUUUGUUUAUCCCGGAAACAAAGGGAUGCUCUUUGGAACAAAUAUCAAUGGAACUGGCAAAAUCGAACUAUGUGAAACACAACAUUUAUCUUAUGAGUCAUCAGAGAGAGAAGUUAGUGCCAACGGAGCUUCAAAAGACAAAACACCAAGAGCAGUUCUUAGAGUGCAAAAGGUUGUACAGUAAAGAGCAAUCAAAGCAGCUUUUUCAGGCAAACUGAUGCCAUGCAAACAACGACACUGAUUUGGCGUAAGGACACUCAGUAGCGUCUUUGUAAUAACAAACAUUUGGCUUUUUUUUUUUAGCUUCAGUGUCUAAAGCUAAAGUUUUAAGGUGUUUUCUAAUAUGGUCACAAAUGGCUUAAAAAUCAGUUCUUAAUCUUAAAGUCUAACUAAGGAAAGAGCAAGCAGACAUCACAAACUACCUGUCAUACCCCAAGAACCAGCUGAGAACUGGCCUGAGGAAGUGUGGUUGGGUUAUUGCUUUUCACUGUCCCUACUGAGCAAUUUAAGAAAGAACAGGCCUUGUGCAAUCAAUCAUGUGACCACUCCACACUCCAAACAUAUAUAUAUAUAUAUAUACACACAUAUAUACACACAUAUAUACACACAUAUAUACACACACAAACACAUAUAUGUGUAUAUAAGAGGACAACUUUAUUUUCAGAGAUGAGGGACAGAUUUCUAAAAAUGACUUUGCCACUAUAGGAACCUGGCUUGCAGAGUAGAUCUUUAUUUUUUCUUUUUUGUAAGAGAAGGCAAUAAGUUCUAAGGGUGCAGUUUAUCUUUCUUCGUUAGUCUAGAAAGGGUUAGAAUGCUCUCUGAUUGCUACAUUUUUGAUUGGUUGUAUUUGCUGACCUGUAUCUAAUUAAGAAUAGCAAAGGUUUCUAUAGCUGUAAUUAAAAUUCAUGUAGUAAUUUUAAAACUUUGUUAAUUAUCCUUCAAGUGGGCUUUCUGAACCUACCUGUAUAUUCCAGAUCCCAAUGCCCAUGUAAAUAAGGAAUCAGUUUCAUAGUAGAUGACAAUUUUUAAACAUUUUUCCUUGUUACCAAAGUGAGAUGCCAAGAGAAUUUGGAAAUAUGGGACCAUAUUUAGUUGUACCCUUAGUGAAAACUUAUGAAAAGAUUCAUGAAAUUCAGAAGUUAACCAGAUAAUUAAUCAGUUAUUUUUAUUUUGUUGCCUUGAAUAAAGUAAGCUUUCAAAACUUUCUUCUAUCAAGGUUUUCAAAGCUGAAGUGCCUAGUGUCUGCAACUUCUUCACAAUUCUCAGGAAUUUCCUACCUCAGGCUACAACCAAUAGGCCAUUGUAAUAGCUAAACUUCAGGCUGCUGCAGAUUGUGUAAAGUUAUGGAUGUCCAAAGAUUGGGUCAUCUAUCACAUCUAUUUCAGUUGUAUUAACCCCAUUAAAAGUGAACGAGGUAUAUAUGUUUCUAUCUAAGUGAAUAAUUCAUCUAAUCCAGGAUUUGCUUUCUGUGCUGUAUUUCCAUGUAGUUUCUCCAAUUUAAAGACUUGGGCAAGGGCAUUUACAUGGAAAAUAUAGUAGAGUUUGAAAGAAGCAAAAAGUCACAACCACCAAAAGUUCAUUAUACCAACACAUAAACAGUAAUUAAAAGAUAGUCUAUGUAUAUCUGAACUUUCAAUCAUUAAUCAAUCCAACUUGACAAAAAAUUCAAGCUACAAGUUUUUUUUUUAAAGAGGGUCCAAAAACCAGUGACCCUAUUAAAAAAAAAAAGACUUUAAUUUGGGAAUUUGAUUUGAUAAUAAACCUCUGAAUCUCUCAUAUGCCUUUAUAUUCAAAUUGGGGGAGAUACAAAUCUAGGAUAGCAGCAAUAGCUUAAAAACCAGAGACAUGCUUUAAAUAAAUUUAAAAAAAAACACAAUGUAAGAAAUAAUUCUACCUAGAGAAAGGCUAGUAGGUUCACUACUGAGAUUUCCCUUGAAGAUAAGGGAAAUAUGGAUAGCAAGAGAUAUUAUAAAUGGGAAGUUAAUGUCAAGUUCAGUUUUUUUUAAAUAAGCUUCUGAAGCUUCUCUCAAAUGCCUUAGUUGAAGUUCAAAUAGUCUACUCCAUUAUACCUCAGUAUGAGCACUCAUGAUCAAUAGAUGCUUGUAAACCUUGUUGGUUACUGCUAGUGAUACUAGUAUCAAAAAACUAAUAAUUCUAUUUUCCAAAUAAAUGUUUACUCAAUCUCA
This is a messenger RNA of Phascolarctos cinereus (koala), 3991 nucleotides long. RefSeq names its product solute carrier family 2 member 12 (gene SLC2A12). Lineage: Eukaryota; Metazoa; Chordata; Mammalia; Diprotodontia; Phascolarctidae. Gene Ontology annotation, cellular component: membrane. Gene Ontology annotation, molecular function: D-glucose transmembrane transporter activity. The record is from RefSeq and is a predicted model, not a curated record. Gene Ontology annotation, biological process: D-glucose transmembrane transport; circulatory system development.